ACACCGCUAGACGCCGCCACAUUGACAUGCAAUUCAUCAGUUUUUUAGAGGCGUGAGCGGCGUGCGCAAUGAGUCCGUGGGACGGGGAGAUGCUGUUUAUUGUAGGUCUUCAUUCGCUCUUUCUUCUCUAGUUACUUUCCUCUUCACGAUACCCACCGCUACCUGUGCGUGAGAACCGGGUCGAUAAGGCGGGGCAGGUGCAACCCGCUGAGAACACGGACUCCUUCCCCAUCGGGAUAGUGACCGACCAACCCCACCUGCGGAGUCUCAUCUGCGCCACGGGUGCACAAAUAGAAUGUUAUGCAACAAGCACACCUUCAGCUAGUGUGUCACUUACUCGAGUGGGUACCAGGUGCAUCUUCAAGACUCAAAGGAGAGAAACAAUCUUGUUUUAAAGGCACACAUCCACGACGCUCUCUCCCAAGAGCAAAUCUGUCACUGUGCAAGCCACACAAGCAUGCAUGGUGAAUUUAUAAGUUUUAUUUGGCAUGAAUGUUUUGCAUUGUCAAAGCAUGUUAUAUGUGCAUGCAUACAGUAUACACACCAUAACAGCUCCAGUGCUUUCUAUACCCCAGCCCACCCACCCCACCCGUGGGGCAAUGUCUCAAAGCACGUCACCGCGCGGUUGCGCGCGCGUGUGUGUGUGUGUGGAGGGAGAGAAAGUAGAUGUGCAGACAACCUGCUCGCGCGUAAUUCUAGUAGGACUCUCCGCCGAGCAACGACAUAAUAAACACUUACGGAACCGCAAGAGUUUACCCGGCGGAGUAACAAUAACCACUGAGAUCACGUCAGCCUAUCCAACCAGGAGAACAUCAUCAGUUUGCAGCCAUGUAUCUGAACAGGGAGGAGGGCUACUACAGCAAAGGCUCGAUCUCAUUGACGGUGCUGUUGGUGUCGUUGGCUGUGACGGUGUGUGGCGUUUGGCUAGUGGCUCUCUGCGGCGUCUGCGGAUGGUGUCAACGUAAACUGGGGAAGAGGAAUAAACCGGGCGUGGAGUCAGUGGGCACUCCUGAUUCAGGAAGAGGAAGAGGAGAAAAAAAAGCCAUCAAUGAUCUAGACAGAGACUUUUGGAAUAACAAUGACAACAGUUCAGUACAGCAGCGAUGGAGUUCAUACCCACCCAAGGAGUUUGUACUAAACAUUUCUCCUUAUGCCCCUUAUGGAGACCCUCGCCUCACACUCAAGUGAGUCUCUGGUCAAGCUGGUAAGAGACACCAACCCCAAUCCCAGCCCUACCCCAUCUAUACUAGUGAUGCGCGGGUCGGGUGUUUUUCCAACCCGCGGGUCCUGCAUUUAUGAAACUAUUUGGGCCGCCACAGCCCACCUCGCAUCUAUUUAACAACCCGCCUGCACCCGUGACUAUUAAAAAGACAUACUGUUGUAAUGUAAGUGAAGACUUUAUUUGGUAACACUUUACUUGAAGGGGUGUUCAUAAGACUGACAUGACACGUGCUAUUAACAUGAAGGAGAUUUUAUGCACAUUUAUGACAACUGUCAUUAAGUAUCAUUUGUUCAAUUUUUAAUUGCAAAGAUGAAUUGUUUAAAUUGUAUUUGUUAUGACAACUUGACAUAAACCAAUACAUCAUAACUUAAUAAAUCUGUCAUAAACAUGACAUAGCAAAAUAAUGAUCAAACUUAAGAAAAUGCCUAGCUGUAUUGGUUAACAUUACAUUAAAAUGUCAUUAAAAGUGUUAAUACUAUGUCAAAUAAUUUUAAAUACCUUAACAAAAUGCAAUAGACAUGUCAAAAGAUUAUACUUAAAUUUAUGUAUGUGCACAAUAGAUAAAAACUGACAACUAACAAAACUUUUGAU
Paramisgurnus dabryanus is the source of this 1813-nucleotide messenger RNA. RefSeq names its product synaptotagmin-7-like. Lineage: Eukaryota; Metazoa; Chordata; Actinopteri; Cypriniformes; Cobitidae. The record is from RefSeq and is a predicted model, not a curated record.